Molecule: messenger RNA, 6217 nt
Organism: Coffea arabica (coffee)
Lineage: Eukaryota; Viridiplantae; Streptophyta; Magnoliopsida; Gentianales; Rubiaceae
Product: guanine nucleotide exchange factor SPIKE 1
Biological process (GO): positive regulation of GTPase activity; small GTPase-mediated signal transduction
Molecular function (GO): guanyl-nucleotide exchange factor activity
Source: RefSeq, a predicted model, not a curated record
GAGUAGAGUGAGGAGCACCCUAACUCCUCUUCCCUGAGUAAAGAAAUGGGACGCUGAAAGGACCCCAGUCCCAGCCCCGCCAACGCCGACGCGAUAAAACUGGUUCCCCCACCUCAACCCCACCCAGCCCGGCAAAAUCGCACUACUUAACUGUGCUUUAUACUUUCCAAACUAGUAGCAGAAGAAGAAGAAGAAGAAGAACUCCGAAGAAGCCCUAAUCACUAGAAGUAGUAAGUAAUAAAACUUAACGAGGUAGGUGGCAGAAGAAUUGCAAGUAAAAGCAAAAUGCUUAUGGAUAUUAAUUAAUAUUGACACGGAUCUGGGCGAGCAGUAGCUGCCGGACUUCUUUCCCUGGAGGAGCACUGCGUCUUCUACAUUAACAUCAGUAAAAUUAUGGAGAGUUCUGCAUCCAAUGGCCACCGCUUCCGAAGGAUUCCCCGCCAAUCCUAUGCUGCCUCUUUGAAGUUAGACCCCCUUCUUGACGAAAACUUGGAACAGUGGCCACAUUUAAAUGAACUUGUUCAGUGCUAUCGAACUGACUGGGUGAAAGAUGAUAACAAGUACGGGCACUAUGAAAGUAUCGGCCCCAUUCAAUUCCACAACCAAAUAUUCGAAGGACCCGAUACAGAUAUUGAAACAGAAAUGCAUCUGGCUAAUGCUAGGCAAAGUAAGACUGAAGAUUCAGCUGAUGAAGAACUUCCUAGUACGUCUGGGAUUCAACUUUCAGGAUCUAGUAUCCCGGAGUCAUCGAAUUUGCGACUACUGAAGCAUUUCGGUGAAUCCCCCCUACCAGCUUAUGAACCCGUUUUUGACUGGGAGAAUGAGCGAUCUAUGAUAUUUGGUCAAAGAAAUCCAGAAACACACUUGCCUCAAUAUGCCAGUGGACUAAAGAUCGCUGUGAAAGUUCUAUCAUUAUCAUUUCAAGCUGGACUUGUUGAGCCGUUUUAUGGCACCAUUUCUUUAUAUAAUAGGGAGAGAAGAGAAAAACUGUCAGAGGAUUUCAGUUUUCAACUGUCACCUCCAGAAAUGCAAGAUGCCAGCAGUUCUUCUGAACAGCGCGGUAUUUUCCAUCUAGAUGCUCCAUCAGCAUCAGUUUGUCUGCUGAUUCAAUUAGAGAAACCUGCAACAGAAGAAAACGGGGUGACUCCUUCUGUUUAUUCACGCAAAGAACCAGUGCACUUGACUGAAAGAGAGAAACAGAAGCUGCAAGUGUGGUCCCGGAUCAUGCCUUACAGAGAGUCUUUUGCUUGGGCCAUCAUUCCACUCUUUGAUAGCAAUAUUACUGCACCAUCUGGGGGUUCUGCUUCACCAGGCAGCCCCUUGACUCCUAGCAUGUCAGGUUCAGGUUCUCAAGAUCACGUUAUGGAGCCAAUCGCAAAGAUUACUUCGGAAGGGAAGCUUAACUAUUCAAGUGCCGUGGUGGUUGAAGUUUCCAAUUUGAAUAAAGUUAAAGAAGGCUAUACUGAGGACUCACUCCAGGAUCCAAAGCGGAAGGUUCAUAAACCUGUCAAGGGUGUCUUAAGAUUGGAAAUUGAAAAGCUCCAAGCCAGCUCUGUUGAUUGGGAAAACACUUUGGAAAGUGGGCAUACCAUCUAUGGGUCCGUUGAACACGUGGACCGGUUGAGUGAUCCCAGUAUAACUAGAUGCCCCAGCAAUGGUUCUUAUGGACCUCACUAUGCCAGCUCUAAAUCAAUAUCCUUUCAGGGGAAAGAGAUGGCUCGAAAUGGAUCAAUUGCUCAAAGUAACUUGGAAUUUGCUGCCGACGAUUUCCAAGCUUUUGACUUCCGUACAACAACAAGAAAUGAGCCUUUCUUGCAGCUCUUCCAUUGUCUUUAUGUGUACCCUUUGAAUGUUAGCAUGAGUCGGAAAAGGAAUCUGUUUAUACGGGUUGAGCUGAGAAAAGAUGAUGUUGAUAUUCGCAAACCACCAUUGGAGGCAACGCAUCCAAGGGAACCAGCUGCAUCACUUCAGAAAUGGGCUCAUACUCAAGUUGCGAUUGCAGCUAGGGUUGCUUGCUACCAUGAUGAGAUUAAAGUUUCCCUGCCAGCCAUUUGGACACCACUGCAUCACCUAUUGUUCACAUUCUUUCAUGUUGACCUUCAAACGAAACUGGAAGCGCCAAAGCCAGUCGUAAUUGGAUAUGCUUCAGUUCCAUUAUCUACUCAUGCUCAGUUCAGGUCUGAGGUUUCUUUGCCAAUAAUGAGAGAGUUGGUUCCACACUACCUUCAGGAUACUGUUAAGGAGCGACUGGAUUACUUGGAGGAUGGGAAAAAUGUAUUCAGGCUUCGCUUACGACUAUGUUCAUCAUUAUACCCCAUUAGUGAGCGAAUUAGAGAUUUUUUUCUUGAGUAUGACAGACACACUCUUCGAACUAGUCCACCUUGGGGAUCUGAGCUACUUGAGGCUAUCAACAGUUUGAAGAAUGUGGAUUCUACUGCCUUGCUUCAGUUUCUCCAUCCUAUACUAAAUAUGCUCCUCCAUCUUAUAGGCAAUGGUGGAGAAACUCUCCAGGUUGCUGCCUUCAGAGCUAUGGUUAACAUUUUGACGAGGGUGCAGCAAGAAUCAGUAGAUGAAGCCGAAAGAAAUGUUUAUCUAGUGAACUAUGUUGAUUUUGCCUUUGAUGAUUUUGGUGGUCGUCAGCCGCCAGUAUACCCUGGUUUAUCUACAGUCUGGGGAAGCCUGGCUCGCAGUAAGGCGAAAGGCUACCGUGUAGGGCCGGUUUAUGAUGAUGUUUUGGCAAUGGCUUGGUUUUUCCUUGAACUGAUAGUGAAAUCAAUGGCAUUGGAGCAGACGCGACUGUACUAUCACAAUCUUCCCUCAGGUGAGGAUGUCCCACCAAUGCAAUUGAAAGAAGGUGUUUUCAGGUGUAUAAUGCAACUAUAUGACUGCCUUAUUACGGAAGUUCAUGAGCGUUGCAAGAAGGGUUUAGGGUUGGCCAAAUAUUUAAACAGCAGUUUGGCUUUCUUUUGUUACGACCUCUUGUCUAUCAUAGAGCCACGACAAGUUUUUGAAUUGGUAUCUUUGUACCUGGACAAAUUUUCUGGGGUUUGUCAAGCUGUGCUGCAUGACUGCAAGCUUACUUUUCUACAAAUUAUAUGUGACCAUGAUCUUUUCGUGGAGAUGCCUGGGCGAGAUCCUUCAGAUAGGAAUUACCUUUCUUCUGUCCUAAUACAAGAAAUUUUCCUAACGUGGGACCAUGAUGAUCUGUCUAUGCGGGCAAAGGCAGCUAGAAUUCUGGUGGUCCUACUUUGCAAGCAUGAAUUUGACGUGCGUUACCAAAAGACUGAAGAUAAGCUCUACAUUGCCCAGUUAUACUUUCCUCUUGUUGGCCAGAUCUUAGAUGAAAUGCCUGUCUUCUACAAUUUGAGUGCAAUAGAAAAGCGUGAAGUAUUGAUAAUUAUUUUGGAAAUAAUACGCAAUUUGGAUGAUGCCUCUCUUGUGAAGGCAUGGCAACAAAGCAUUGCUCGGACUAGAUUAUUUUUCAAACUUUUGGAGGAGGGCCUAGUUCAUUUUGAGCACAGAAGACCUGCUGAUAGCAUGUUAAUCAGCAAUAGUUCUCGCAGUCCCGGACAGGAAAAACCUGCAUCUCCAAAAUAUUCUGAAAGACUUUCACCAGCAAUUAAUCACUAUCUAUCUGAGGCAGCACGACACGAAGUGAGACCUCAGGGAACACCUGAAAAUGGGUACUUGUGGCAAAGAGUCAAUUCCCAGCUUAGUUCACCCAGUCAGCCAUAUUCUUUGCGGGAAGCUCUUGCUCAGGCACAGUCUUCCAGGAUUGGUGCCUCUACUCAAGCGCUGAGGGAAUCUUUGCACCCAAUCCUAAGACAAAAACUGGAACUUUGGGAAGAAAACCUUAGUGCAGCCGUCAGUCUUCAAGUUCUGGAAAUAGCUGAGAAAUUUUCAAGAACUGCUGCAUCCCACAGCAUCGCAACUGAUUAUGCGAAACUUGACUGCCUGACUUCUAUAUUUAUGAAUGUCUUCUCACGUAAUCAACCCCUGGAAUUCUGGAAAGCUCUCUUCCCUGUGUUCAAUAGUGUCUUUGAACUCCAUGGAGCAACACUAAUGGCAAGGGAAAAUGAUCGAUUCUUGAAGCAAGUUGCUUUUCAUCUUCUUCGUCUUGCAGUUUUUCGGAAUGACAAUAUCAGGAAAAGAGCUGUUAUUGGCCUACAAAUACUUGUCCGGAGCUCUUUCUCCUACUUCACGCAAACAGCUAGGCUAAGGGUCAUGCUAACUAUUACUCUUUCUGAAUUGAUGUCUGAAGUUCAAGUGACUCAGAUGAAAUCUGAUGGAACACUUGAAGAAAGUGGUGAAGCUCGCCGUCUUAGAAUGUCGUUGACGGAAAUGGCAGAUGAAUCUAAGAGUCCUAACUUGUUAAAUGAUUGUGGUCUUCCAGAUAAUUCACUUGUCUCUGUUCCUCAAAAUUCAUCAGAGAACCAUUGGUCCUGGACUGAGGUCAAAUAUCUUGCUGACAGUCUUCUUUUGGCUCUUGAUGCUAGCUUGGAACAUGCGCUUCUGGCAUCUGUUAUGACUGUGGAUCGAUAUGCAGCAGCAGAGGGCUUUUACAAACUUGCAUUGGCCUUUGCUCCUGUUCCAGAUCUUCAUAUAAUGUGGUUACUGCAUUUGUGUGACGCGCAUCAGGAGAUGCAGUCUUGGGCUGAAGCUGCGCAGUGUGCUGUUGCGGUUGCUGGUGUAGUAAUGCAGGCCCUCGUGAGCAGGAACGAUGGUGUCUGGAGCAAUGAACAUGUCAACGCCUUGCGCAAAAUAUGCCCAAUGGUCAGCAGUGAGAUAACUUCUGAGGCCUCAGCAGCAGAGGUAGAAGGCUAUGGUGCCUCGAAACUUACAGUUGACUCCGCCGUAAAAUAUCUACAGCUUGCAAACAAGCUUUUCUCACAAGCUGAGCUCUACCAUUUCUGUGCAAGCAUUUUAGAACUUGUGAUUCCAGUGUACAAAAGUAGAAGGUCAUAUGGACAGCUAGCAAAAUGCCAUACCAUGUUAACCAAUAUCUAUGAAUCCAUCCUUGAGCAAGAAUCUAGUCCUAUACCAUUCACAGAUGCCACAUACUAUAGGGUGGGAUUCUAUGGUGAAAAAUUUGGGAGGCUAGAUAGAAAAGAGUAUGUUUACAGAGAACCCCGUGAUGUCCGGCUGGGUGAUAUAAUGGAGAAACUUAGUCAUAUAUACGAGUCAAGAAUGGGUGGAACCACGUUGCAUGUCAUUCCGGAUUCUCGACAAGUUAAAGCUGAUGAGUUGGAGCCUAGUGUUUGCUACCUUCAGAUUACUGCUGUUGAUCCGGUCAUGGAAGAUGAGGAUCUCGGAAGCAGAAGGGAAAGAAUAUUUUCUCUUUCUACGGGAAGCAUACGUGCCCGUGUCUUUGACCGUUUUUUGUUUGACACUCCUUUUACUAAAAAUGGGAAGACCCAAGGUGGAUUGGAAGACCAGUGGAAGCGCCGUACUGUUUUGCAGACUGAGGGCUCCUUCCCUGCCUUAGUUAAUAGGCUUGUGGUUACUAAGUCAGAGUCACUGGAGUUUUCCCCAGUUGAGAAUGCAAUAGGAAUGAUUGAAACUCGAACUGCUGCAUUACGUAAUGAACUUGAAGAACCUCGCAGCUCUGAAGGCGAUCAACUUCCAAGGCUUCAGAGUUUACAAAGGAUACUUCAAGGCUCUGUGGCUGUUCAAGUGAACAGCGGAGUUCUGAGUGUAUGUACAGCUUUCCUUUCUGGUGAGCCUGCAACAAGGCUGCGCUCACAGGAAUUACAGCAACUAAUUGCUGCCCUCCUGGAAUUUAUGGCUGUCUGCAAGCGAGCUAUUCGGGUGCAUUUUAGAUUGAUUGGAGAGGAAGACCAGGACUUCCACACGCAGCUUGUCAAUGGGUUUCAGUCACUUACUGCAGAAUUGUCUCACUAUAUCCCUGCAAUUCUUUCGGAACUCUGAUGUACACUUCGAAUUCUUGUUUCUUCCGUUCAAAAGUGUGCAUCUUUGUAUAUCAAUUGUAAUUGUUUAGUUAUGUGCUCCCUUAGUUCACACAUUAGUCUUUUCUUUUCGCCUAUUCUUGCAUUAUGUUUUGAUUUAGAUGAUAGUUUUGCGUUGUUUCCCUUGGUAGAUAGUUAUUUGCUAUGGGGUUGAAGGGGCUUGUCUGUAAUGUAGCAUAAUGCACAAGGAAUAUAGAUCAGUAGUUUCAUGUUUUGUGCAACGUGCAAUGGUCUCACUAUUUGUCAAAAAA